Molecule: messenger RNA, 1218 nt
Organism: Bacillus rossius redtenbacheri
Lineage: Eukaryota; Metazoa; Arthropoda; Insecta; Phasmatodea; Bacillidae
Product: collagen alpha-1(XV) chain-like
Exons: 4
Coding region: 187-876 (229 amino acids)
Source: RefSeq, a predicted model, not a curated record
UCCCAGCCGGCCGGUCGACUCUGGAGCGGCUGUCGCUCCGACCAGAGGCUGCUCCACGCACCACGUGCCUCCGUGUUCCUUCCGACCCUCUCUCUCUCUCUCUCUCAUCGCCUGCUAGAGGACUCUUCCGCACACAGCCGCGAACCGAACCUGCGACAAUGAUGGACUGAGAACACUGUCGUCGCCAUGUACUGCAGCAGGGUGGUGACGCUCGUCCUGGCAGCGGUCUUGCUGACCGGGCCGUCCUUCUGCCAAGGGCUCUUCGGACAAGACCUGGUCGGCAUGGACCACGACAUCCUGCGCGCCAUCAACAUCCCCUUCAUGGACUCCAAGACGCAGUACUUCGAGAACGGCUUCGACGGCUUCCCGGCCUUCGGGCUGCGGCCGGGCUCCGACAUCAAGACGCCGUACCGCCUGCUCAUGCCGGAGAAGCUGUACGGCGAGUUCUCGGUGCUGGCGGCCGUCAGCCCCAACUCCAAGGAGGGCGGCUUCCUGUUCGCCGUGGUGAACCCGCUGGAGACCGUGGUGCAGCUGGGGGUGCUGCUGUCCCCGGCGGACUCCAGUCACACCAACAUCUCGCUGUUCUACACGGACCUGGGCCGGCACUCCACCUCGCAGACCGUGGCCAGCUUCGUGGUGCCGGCCUUCGCCAAGCGCUGGACGCGGUUCGCGCUCAAGGUGACGGCGGACUCGGUGGAGCUGUUCUUCAACUGCCACGAGGCGGGCUCGGCGGCGGCCAAGCGCGAUCCUCAGGAGCUGGUGUUCGACUCGGCGUCCACGCUGUACGUGGGCCAGGCCGGUCCGCUCAUCAAGGGCGCCUUCGACCCGCGAGCGGCGCAUCGGGGAGACGAAGAAGUUCUUGGUGGAAGAAUAUAGGUUGUAAAGCUCUGAGCUCACAACUGAAUAAUCAUUUGUGACUCUGGGCUAGUCUUAAAUAACUUUCACCUCAGAGGAAAUGUGCUGCUGUAAGGUAGAGUUACGUUUUCAAGUUCUCAUAGCUUUAUUGUUAACUUUAAAUCUCAACAUCAGAUAGCCGAAUUUUAUUUAUCAUAGAUUGAAAAAAACUAAAAAAAACAUCUGAUGUAAAAUUAUUUACGUCAUAUUUUGCUCAAAUUUUUAUUCUUAAUUUAGCAAUUUUAUUGCUAGUUGAGAACUGGUGAAUUGUGCAAAUGUUACUUAAGAAUAUAUUGUGCAAACAAAAAUCUACCCUUGAAAGAA